ACGUUACGUCGCAGCCUCCGUAAUGGCAAGUGACAGAGGGUGAGGAAGACGAGGUGAAACUUUUUUUUUUUGGAGCUAGUAGCUGCUGUGGGAACAACAACAGUGAACAAAAAUAUUUUGAACUUCUGGACAAGUUUUUCGGCGUAGUUUUCGUCUUGAGUGCGAUUUGACCGUCUUCCGGGUGUGAAGCUACCAGCUACAGUCGUUAACGGUGGUGUCUGACGGUCUUCUCCCAAAAGUACCAGAAGUUUGUUCGACUUCGAGUAAAUACGUAGAGGCGUCGAAAAACAGCAGCAAUGACGAACAGAGAGGACGAAUAUGACUAUCUUUUUAAAGUGGUGCUGAUAGGAGACUCCGGUGUUGGAAAGAGUAACCUGCUGUCUCGCUUCACUCGAAAUGAGUUCAACCUGGAGAGCAAGAGCACCAUCGGGGUGGAGUUUGCCACUCGCAGCAUCCAGGUAGAAGGCAAAACCGUCAAGGCUCAGAUCUGGGACACCGCAGGACAGGAGCGUUACCGAGCGAUCACUUCUGCGUACUACCGAGGAGCAGUUGGAGCUCUCUUGGUUUAUGACAUUGCCAAGCACCUGACGUAUGAAAACGCUGAGCGCUGGCUGAAGGAGCUGCAGGACCAUGCUGACAGCAACAUAGUCAUCAUGCUGGUGGGCAACAAAAGUGAUCUACGCCACCUCAGGGCGGUGCCCACAGAUGAGGCCAAGGCCUUUUCAGAGGCGAAUGGCUUGUCUUUCCUGGAGACAUCAGCGUUAGACUCAUCCAAUGUGGAGCUGGCAUUCCAUACUAUUCUCACAGCCAUCUACAACAUCGUGUCACAGAGGCAGAUGUCAGGGCGAAACGACUCAGACUUCUCACCAGCCUCCAACGUAGUGCCCAUCACAGUUGAGCCCACCCAAAACUCAGCCAGUAAGGGUGUCUGCUGCCAGAACAACUGAGGCCUUACCACUGACCUCCUCCUUCACCUCAAGGCUAUAUCGGAGAAACAGCCUGCUAGAAAAACAGACACAGGCAGAUGGACAGGUAGAGAGAACCAUAAUACACAAGGACACUUGUACUGGGAAUGAUUUGUAAGAUGUCUGGUUAAGAAAACUUAAUACAGUAACAAAUGAGGGGACCAGGGAAGGAGGGAUAGUAAGGAAGUUUAGAUAAACAGGCAGGGCGGGUUGUUGAGAGGUUUGAUGCACUGCAUAGUCUGCAUUUUAGCUAUGAGAGAGAUGCAUCAUCAGAACCGAUUCAAGAUCUAAUGAAAAAUGUAACACAAUAUUUGGUCCCUUUUUGUAUCUCAUCACGAUUUCUGUCUUUGCAAACUGCCUCCCUUUCAAAGCUGUACUUUACAAGCCAGUAAAUGCUAUCUUUCAGUUUCUCACUACCAGGAUAUUGGGCAAUAAAACAAAAAAAUACACAUCCAAAGAACUGAACUGCAACCCCACCAUCCCCACUGUCAUUCCCAUUUUACACCAAUGUACAAUAUUCAGGAAAUAAAGUCCCCUACAAUAUUUAUUGAACACUAGAUUAAGGUCUUGUUUAGCAAAAGGGUUUGCAGUUUAACACUAGUUGCUUUUUGUUUCCCCCCCGCUGAUAGCUUCACCCUUAAGGGAGCUCUCUUGCUUUUCACUGCGUUUGUCCACCAUCGUAUCUGAAGAAUCUUAAAUAGACAGCGACUCCUCAGUAAUAGAGGAGCAAAAGAGUUUUAAGUCAUUUUUCCUAAAUGCACAUGCUGGAAUUUGGUCGAUGUUGGUUGGCUCAUGUUGUGUUCCACCAGACCACUCGGAGCAAUAACAUCCCUCUCUAACGGUGACAUGUAAUUUCUUUUUGAUUGCUUUUGAUCUUUGUUUGGAAGGCUUCCCUGCUCUCUGCACACUUUGUUCUCGACAGAUGAGUCAUGCUCUUGCAAGCUUUGCACAGCAUUAACUCCAACCUCCAACUUUUACAACAGAUAGCUGCAUCACUUGUGGAUGGGUUAACUGCCUCGCAUGCUGGUGGGAUAAAGGUUUUAGCUUUGCUGAUGAUUCUUUCACCCCUGCCUCCUAACCUAUGGGAGAAGUUCGGAGGUUAAGGAAUUGUUUUAAAUGCAUGGACAACCUUGUGCUGCUGUUUCCUGCUAACUGGGAUGGAUGGAUGGAUGGAUGGAUAAUGUUUCAGGGGAUGAGGUAGUGAGGGCACUCAGCCCUGCCCUGCUCCUGUGGUCUCUGAUGUACCCGAGAUGGCUUGUUUUACUGUAAGUGAAAUCCUCCACUGCUGCCUGCUCACCUACUCCUUUCUAUCUCUCUCUACGCUGUAUGUAACUGGAACAGGACUCUGCCUUCUGGGAUCUCCCCGAGGUCUGCCCUCGCUCUCACUUGUCUUUAUUUCCUGUGGAGAGGGCGUGGGUCUGAUUCGAGGAGCCAGGAUUGGGGUUGUUAGUAUCUAAUAGUUUAAUAGAUGAGGAAAAGGAGAAAGUAUGGUAGUGCUAGGAGGGAGGGGGGGGGCUUAAUUAAAUCCAAAGGUUGUGCACACAGAUGUUGUUUAUCCUGCUGAUGUGUUUCUGCAUCAUCACUGACUUCUGUUGACUUCACAGGUCUUAAACUGGGUGGUGUAGGUUAGGGCUUUUUAACAUUUAUUCUAAUAUGUAUAUUUGGACUGCAUAUGUAUAAAAUAAAUCUCAUUUGUUAUA
This is a messenger RNA of Labrus mixtus (cuckoo wrasse), 2665 nucleotides long. It is a transcript of the gene rab11al, whose product is annotated as RAB11a, member RAS oncogene family, like. Gene Ontology annotation, biological process: melanosome transport; exocytosis; neurotransmitter receptor transport, endosome to postsynaptic membrane. NCBI's taxonomy places the organism in Eukaryota, Metazoa, Chordata, Actinopteri, Labriformes, Labridae. The record is from RefSeq and is a predicted model, not a curated record. The coding region runs from base 297 to 947 and encodes 216 amino acids. Gene Ontology annotation, molecular function: GTPase activity; GTP binding. The transcript has 5 exons. Gene Ontology annotation, cellular component: postsynaptic recycling endosome; axon; transport vesicle.